Molecule: messenger RNA, 1269 nt
Organism: Striga asiatica
Lineage: Eukaryota; Viridiplantae; Streptophyta; Magnoliopsida; Lamiales; Orobanchaceae
Source: the annotation of a GenBank genome assembly
AUGAUCAUCACUCAGAAACCUUUCCAAGCCGCAAGAAUCUCAUUCAACACUUCCCCAAUCAAAUCCCUGUCAGCACACUGUACAAACAAACUAAAUUCGUCCCGAAUCUCAUAUAUCUUCCCGAACCUCACCAGAUACCUCAUGCAUCCAUCCUUGAGCUUCGGCAGCUGGUACAGGCUCGCGUUCUGCAGCCUCUCCAGCACGUUAUUGGUAUCAAUGUCCUCCAGUAAGCUCUCGUGGCACGCGUCCUUCAGGUCCGAAAUGUCGUACUUGUCGGCUGCCCAGAGAAGGGCCAAGCGGUGGGCCGAGAACUCGUCGGGCCCAAUACUGCCGUACAUGGCCCGGCAGGCCUCAAUGGACAUGUCCGGGAGAUCAACAGCCGAAUUUUCCUUCUCCCUGAGAUCGUGGGAGAACAUGCUGCGGAAUACGGGGGAACGGGCCGCGAGGACUGCGCGGUGGGCCCGCACGGACCCGUCUGAGGCGUUGAUCUCGAUGUCGGUGUGGAUGCCCUCUGAGAGCAUGCGGCCGAGGCAUGUUAGGGCUGUUUGGUCUGAUUGGGCCUGUGUGGGGCCCAAGCUCCAGAUCGAGCGCGGUUCUGAGCCCUGUUUGGAUUCGAUGAAGAAUAUGUUGUUCAUCAAAACUCACUUCAUGAACAAGAGAGAGAUGCCUAUUUCAAAUAAGGAACGGAAGAUGGUGAUAAUAACUUACAUCUGGGGAUGCGAUUUUAAGAUCGAGGAACUCGAUGUCGAUGAUGAACUUUCCGUGAAGAUUAAGAUAAAGGUACCUGGAUGUACCAAACACCUCCGAUCGCCCACACCCGACACCAAUUUGAUCACAAAUGAUGCAAUUGGAGGAUAUUCUCUAGUCAGAUUUGAUAUCACCGGGUACAGCUUAAUAAACAAGAUCCGAUUUUUCUCCACCGACAAAUGCCUUCAGUAUCCAAAUGAAAGCAAAAGAAAAGGAGGCGAGGUUGUCGAUCCGCCAUUGGGCGAGGCGCGACGUCGUUUCGACCCUGUACGCGGACUCCGUCAUCCUGCUGAAGGCGAGCGCCGCCGUGAUUUCAUGGAUACAAUCGAGAAUCCCGUCCAGGAAGAACUGAUCGCCGUGCUUUCCCAGUUGGGUUUUUUGGAGUCGAGCAAUGGGUUUCUGAUGAGCGAGGCCCAAUCGGUGAGUAAAGGGGUUGUCUUCAAGUUGAGUGCAGCUGAGGAAAGCAAAUAUGACUUGGUGGGGGCACUAAUUGAAAUCUUAAUAACAAUAGGGAAAUCUUAA